UGCGGUUACCAUAGCAGCGGCUAUGUGUUGUCAAACCACCACGAAGCAUCGCAGGUUCCGUCUGAACCAGCAGACUGUUGACAACGGCAUUUACCCACUCAUAUUUUUUAAUAUUGCUGCAGUGACCACCAUAAUUUGCUACCAGUUCAAGGUGUGUGCACCCAUGUCAAAGUAUAAGACAUCUGGAUACAAAGGUUCAUGUGACUGUGGCAAAAAUGAGGAACGGGAGGGAAGAAGCUGUGUGCGUUACAAAUGUGGCCUACUCAACACCAUACAGGAUGUCCUGCGCCAAAGACCAGGCUGGGUUGAAGCCAAAGAUGAUGGAGAGUGGGAUUUCAACUGGUGUGAUGUUGGCUGGGUCAGGGAGAAUUUCGAUCAUACGUACAUGGAGGAACAUGUAAGGAUAAACCACUUUCGCAACCAUUAUGAGCUGACUCGCAAAAACCUCAUGGUGAAAAACCUCAAAAGAUACAGGAAAAACCUUGAAAGGGAUAUUGGUCACAUUGAGGCGUCGAAAUGUGAUUUUUUCCCCUGCACAUUUGCACUUCCCAGCGAGUAUCAUCUAUUUGUAGAGGAGUUCAAAAGAAGCCCUGGCACCACCUGGAUCAUGAAGCCGGUAGCAAAAUCCCAAGGGAAGGGCAUUUUCCUGUUCAGGAAACUGAAAGACAUCAUGGAUUGGAAGAAGGAUGGCACCCGCUCAGAGGAACAUAGGGAUGCAGCUCAAGUGGAAAGCUAUGUGGCACAACGCUACAUUGAGAAUCCCUACCUAAUUAAUGGCAGGAAAUUUGAUCUGAGGGUCUAUGUGCUGGUCACAUCAUAUGUUCCCUUGAAGGCCUGGCUGUAUCGAGAUGGCUUUGCCCGCUUCUCAAGCACCCGCUUCUCCCUUAGCAGUAUUGAUGACAAGUAUAUGCAUCUCACCAAUGUGGCUGUUCAAAAAACAGCACCUGACUAUGAUCCUGAAAAGGGAUGUAAAUGGCAGAUGCAGCAGCUUCGAAGAUACCUGACUGCAAAACACGGUAGAGAGAUGGUAGAAACCCUGUUUAAGCAGAUGGAUAACAUCUUUGUCCGCAGUCUACUGAGUGUACAAAAGGUCAUUAUAAAUGACAAACACUGCUUUGAGCUCUAUGGUUACGACAUUCUACUGGAUCAGAACAUCAAACCGUGGUUAAUUGAGGUGAAUGCCUCUCCGUCACACACGCCUAGUAGUCAAGAGGAUUACGAGAUGAAGUGCAGACUGCUGGGAGACACUUUGAAUGUUGUUGAUAUGGAGGCAAGGCUGACGGGCAAGGAAAAAAGGGUGGGUGGCUAUGAUCUCAUGUGGAAUGAUGGGCCUGUCUAUAGAGAAGACGUAAACCUGGAAACAUUUGGCAGUUCAUGUUUAACUGCCAACACACACUUAGGGUGUGUGAAUGACAGAGAGAAGCAGCUUUGCCGGCUACUAAAACCAUUUCCAGGCCAGAAGAGGAUGUAAUCACAUCAUAACGUCUACAUCCUAAUACCAUAGUAGUUGGUAUGCAAGACUAUCUUGUCGUGGUGGGUUCUAGGUGUGUGUGUUUGGGCAUAGACAUGCUAAGCAAUACUUAGUUAGUUCCGUGAUGAUCUGUUCAGAUUCCAACCUUGUUUAAAAUCUGAAUAUGCUAACUAAUGAAAAGGACAUUUUCUUAAAACUACUGCAAACCUUAUAAAGAUUUAAAUUGCAGGGUUUGAAGAGAAGUAUACUGGUAUAAAAAUGUUCUGCUAGUGAAUGCAGUAAAUAGCAUGAUUUAAUGACCAUGAGCAGAGUGUGGUUAUGU
This is a messenger RNA of Xiphias gladius (swordfish), 1793 nucleotides long. It is a transcript of the gene ttll9, whose product is annotated as tubulin tyrosine ligase-like family, member 9. Gene Ontology annotation, molecular function: tubulin-glutamic acid ligase activity; tubulin binding. The record is from RefSeq and is a predicted model, not a curated record. The coding region runs from base 23 to 1471 and encodes 482 amino acids. Gene Ontology annotation, cellular component: cilium. The transcript is spliced from 14 exons. Lineage: Eukaryota; Metazoa; Chordata; Actinopteri; Istiophoriformes; Xiphiidae. Gene Ontology annotation, biological process: protein polyglutamylation; microtubule cytoskeleton organization.